AAGGAGACUAUUUGAUUAAAUUGGAUCAGGCAUCAUUAUUAACAGGCUUAUAUCUUAUUAAACAAUAUUUAGUUCUAUUGAAGAAUUCGAUUCAUGAUCUUAUGCUUAAACUAUGAAUUCAAAUUAGAUGAAUUCAGCAUGAAUAAUUUUUUUAAUGUUAUUAUUUUACAACAUAUUCAAUUAAAUCUUCGUAUUUAUUCAGGAAAUCAUCAAUUUUUCAUCUAAUAUAAAAAUUUAUUGAUGUGGUUAAAAAUUUAUUGUUUAUUGAAGAAUUGGCAUUUUCGUGAAUAAUUAAUCUAUUUUGAGAAGAUAUGAA
This is a messenger RNA of Paramecium sonneborni, 316 nucleotides long. NCBI's taxonomy places the organism in Eukaryota, Ciliophora, Oligohymenophorea, Peniculida, Parameciidae. The record is from the annotation of a GenBank genome assembly.